GAGUGUAGGAACCAACAAGUGAGAAGGCGCCGCGUUCCCCCAGCGCAGCCGCGGGCAGCGGGAGCAGGCGCAGGAAGAAGAAGCGAGCGCCCCGGAGUCCCGAGCCCGAACCCCCGAGCCCCCGAGCCGGAGCCGCGGUCGCGGAGGCUGCUCCGCUCCGGAUUCUUCGGCGCGGGCUGCGCCGGGCGCUGAGCAAGAGGUUCCGCUUCUCUCUGGUUGCAAGCGGCGGCUGGGAGCAGCCGAUCCCCGGGGAAUAUGCGGCGCGUUUGGAUCCUGCUCACCUUGGGCUUGGUGGCCUGCGUGUCGGCGGAGUCGCGGGCAGAGCUGACGUCUGAUAAAGACAUGUACCUUGACAACAGCUCCAUUGAAGAAGCUUCAGGAGUGUAUCCUAUUGAUGAUGACGACUAUGCUUCUGCUUCAGGCUCAGGGGCCGAUGAGGACGUAGAGAGUCCAGAGCUGACCACAUCUCGACCCCUUCCAAAGAUACCGAUCACCAGUGCCGCUCCGAGAGUGGAAACCACGACGCUGGACAAGAUGCAGAACAAGAUCCCUGCUCAGACAAAGUCACCUGAAGAAAUUGAUAAGGAGAAAGUUCACCUCUCUGACUCAGAAAGGAAAACGGACCCAGCUGAAGAGGAUACAAAUGUGUAUACGGAGAAGCACUCAGACAAUCUGUUUAAAAGAACAGAAGUCCUGGCAGCUGUCAUUGCUGGCGGAGUUAUCGGCUUUCUCUUUGCCAUUUUCCUUAUUCUGCUGUUGGUGUAUCGCAUGAGAAAGAAGGAUGAAGGAAGUUAUGACCUUGGAGAACGCAAACCAUCCAGCGCUGCUUACCAGAAGGCACCGACUAAGGAGUUUUAUGCGUGAAAACUCCCUCUUAGUGUCUCUAUUUAUGAGAUCACUGAACUUUUAAAAAUAAAGCUUUUGCAUAGAAUAAUGAAGAUCUCUGUUUUUUGGUUUGUUUGUUUGUUUUUUUUUCAUUCAAGUGCCAGCAUGGCACUUGAAUGAUAAAACCCCAUUGUAUUUAAAACUUUUCAUGUAUUUCUGUCGAACAACAUAAAAUCGAAACUUCACAUCUGCAGUGUUCUGUGAAUAGCAGUGG
Sus scrofa (pig) is the source of this 1099-nucleotide messenger RNA. It is a transcript of the gene SDC2, whose product is annotated as syndecan 2. The record is from RefSeq and is marked provisional. Gene Ontology annotation, biological process: dendrite morphogenesis; cell migration. Lineage: Eukaryota; Metazoa; Chordata; Mammalia; Artiodactyla; Suidae. Gene Ontology annotation, cellular component: cell surface; membrane.